This is a messenger RNA of Cucurbita maxima (winter squash), 1579 nucleotides long. Its product is annotated as FHA domain-containing protein At4g14490-like. Gene Ontology annotation, molecular function: protein binding; mRNA binding. The record is from RefSeq and is a predicted model, not a curated record. NCBI's taxonomy places the organism in Eukaryota, Viridiplantae, Streptophyta, Magnoliopsida, Cucurbitales, Cucurbitaceae. The coding region runs from base 87 to 1211 and encodes 374 amino acids. The transcript has a single exon.
CUUAGAAAAAAAAAAAAAAAAAAAAAAAAGGGAUCAAGAUCCUCUCAAUUCAAUUGCUACAUUUCGAAAUUCGGAGGCAUCUCACCAUGGAACCCUCUGCAAUUAGUCUCAUUAUAGUUCAAGGCCCUCGCGAGGGCGAAACCCUAGAUUUUCGACCUGGAUCGACGAUUCGAAUCGGUCGCCUUGUUCGAGGCAACUCCAUUGCCAUCAAAGACGCCGGCAUCUCCACCAAGCACCUCUCUAUUGAAUCCAAGUCUAUUGCAGGCAAGUGGGUGCUUCGGGACCUCGAUUCUUCUAAUGGAACCUUUGUUAACGACACCAAGCUUCCUCCACAAUACGCCUUCGUUCUAAACGAUGGCGACACCAUUAAAUUCGGUGAGUUGACUUCCAUUUUAGUUAGAUUAAACAGUAAUGAAGAGUGUCAGUCGAGGCGAAAUCCAAGGCGGAAGGCUGCUGAGAAGUGUAAUGGUUCGGAUAUGGUGGGAUCAGUUGCUGAAAUUGGGAGUCGAAGAGGAAAGGUCGUGGAAGAGAUCAGCGUACUUAUGGGAGCUAAUGACGCGACGUUGGAGAGUGGAAGAUGUCCAAGGGGGAGAAAAGGCAGGGGUGUGAAAGGUGAUAUUACUAGCCAAGUACCGGACUGCAAGAAAAUUGAGAGCAAUUUAGAUGUGGGAAGAGCGCCAGAAAAUGUGAGCGACAUUGGAAACGAAUCCAGCCAGAAGAUUAUUACUAGAAGUACCCGUGGAACGAAAAACAUUGUGUCUGUGGCCACAGAUUCAGUUCUUGAGAGUGUUCCCGAGAAUUCAUGUGUGGGUGCUGAAGUAAAGGCUGUGGCAAAAAAGACGAGAGCAGGAACUAGAGGAAGAAAGAAAUUGCAAAAGGAGCCACCGGAUGAAAGCGAAACAUGCAGUGGGUCUAGCCCUCAUGAGGUUUGUGAUCGAGAUGAAAGCGAAAAUGUACGUAUUAUUUCAGUAAAUUGCGAAGAGGUUGAUGACCGGAGAGCUUCUCACGAUGAGGACUUUCUUUGUAAGGCUGAGAAGGCGCCAGAUUUGAAGAAGAUGACACUUGGGGAGUGGUUUGAUUAUUUGGAGACCCAUUUGCCUAAACAAAUCAUUGAUGCAACUGAAGAGAUAAUUUCUGGUAUGAGAAUUAAAUCUGCACAAGUACGGGAGUAUGUUGCACAGCAAAAGUCUGAGAAUUGCCGGGGAGGUUAGUGCAAGGAAAAACACUGAUGUACGAGGUAACCCUUUUGCUUUCUCAUUUGAUUUAACAUUUUGUACAGAUCCUUUUUGUUAAAGACACCUUCUUGAUCCUUUAAUAUAUCAUUUAUGAUGUCCCGCGUGAAAUUUCACUGUUUAUGUGUCAAUCAAUUUAGAUGGCGACUUUCUCUGGCUUAGACAUAUAGCUUUAGUUGGAUUUGGAACUGUAUCUGGGGUGAUUAUUUUUGAAAACUGAUGAAAGUUUUCCUUCACUGAAGCUAGGAAACGACAUGUUGAUUUAAUGGCUUUGAAACUCUCCAUGUAGCCAUAACAAGCAUUGUAAUUUAUGAGAAACUAUCAUAGAAAUUUGAGCUUGUGUAUUA